UUCGGGUUCCAUACCAUCAAGUUUCGAAGAGAUGCACGGCUUGUCGUAUGUUGACAUAUCCUACAAUCACUUGGAAGGUCCCCUUCCCAACAUCAAUGCAUUUCGAGAAGCUCCGUCAGAAAGAUUGAAAGGGAACAAAGGAUUGUGUGGCAAAUUUAGAGCUAUGCUGCCACCCUGCAAUGCACAAGGCUCAAAAAAGGACCAUAAGGUCAUAUUCUAUGUUCUAACAGUAUUUGUACUUCUAUUUGCUCUCUUUACAAUUGUCUUUGUAAUAGUGCAAAGAAAUAAGAAGCAUCAAGAUACUAAACAAAACCACUUGCACGGAGAAAUUUCCUUUUCGGUUUUAAAUUUUGAUGGAAAAUCAAUGUAUGAGGAAAUCAUAAGGGCAACAGAAGAUUUUGAUUCCACAUAUUGCAUUGGGAAAGGAGGACAUGGAAGCGUCUACAGAGUGAAUUUGUCAUCUGGAGACGUAGUGGCCGUGAAGAAACUCCAUCUGCUAUGGGAUGGCGAGACAAAAUUUCAAAAGGAGUUCUUGAAUGAAGUAAGGGCACUCAGUGAGAUAAGACAUCGAAAUAUUGUGAAGCUCUAUGGUUUCUGCUCACAUAAACGACACUCGUUUUUGGUGUAUGAGUAUCUUGAAAGAGGUAGCUUGGCCUCAAUGUUGAGCAAAGAUGAAGAAGCUAAAGAGUUGGGGUGGAGUAAAAGGGUGAAUAUUGUUAAAGGUGUAGCUCAUGCCUUGUUUUACAUGCACCACGAUUGCUUGCCACCGAUUGUACAUCGUGACAUCUCAAGCAAGAACAUUUUGUUGGAUUCUGAAUAUGAGGCCUGUGUUUCAGACUUUGGCAUAGCUAAGUUUUUAAAUCCAGACUCAACUAAUUGGACUGCCGUUGCGGGCACAUAUGGCUACAUGGCACCAGAGCUUGCUUACACAAUGGAAGUGAAUGAGAACUGCGAUGUUUAUAGCUUUGGUGUGGUCACAUUGGAAAUAGUUAAGGGAAAGCAUCCAGGAGAUCUUUUCUCAUCUUUCUCAUCAGUCUCUUCAUCCUCCUACUCCUCAUCAUCAUCUGCAUUACCAGCACAUCAAAUACCAAUUGUAGAUGUUUUGGACCAACGCAUUUCCCCUCCUACGCAUCGAGUUGCAAGCGAAGUGGUCUCUCUUAUGAAGAUAGCAUUUUCAUGCUUGAAUUCCAGUCCGAAAUCUCGUCCAACAAUGAAACAAGUUUCUCAACUUCUCUCAACUCAGAGGAUGCAUUUGUCAAAGCCAUUACGUAUGAUAACAUGUGGUGAAUUGCUUGCUCUUGAUCCUUUGGCUACCUGAUCAGAAUGUGCUUCUUUGCUACACACAUUUCACUUUCUCUGUGUCUUUUGCUACACACAUUUCACUUUCUCUGUGUCUUCUUUUCAGA
Messenger RNA from Prunus avium (sweet cherry), 1406 nucleotides. The record is from RefSeq and is a predicted model, not a curated record. Lineage: Eukaryota; Viridiplantae; Streptophyta; Magnoliopsida; Rosales; Rosaceae.